Meloidogyne enterolobii is the source of this 459-nucleotide messenger RNA. The record is from the annotation of a GenBank genome assembly. NCBI's taxonomy places the organism in Eukaryota, Metazoa, Nematoda, Chromadorea, Rhabditida, Meloidogynidae.
AUGUCUUCCACCACAUUCAUUUGUAUUAUCUGUUCCGAACCUUUGACUUCUGAUAAUAUGUUUUCAAUUUCAUGUGGUCAUGUUUUUCAUGAAGAUUGUAUGACUCAAAUAAUCUCUCAAAAAAAGUAUUGCCCUCAAUGUCAAAAAGUUGCAACAUUAAAAGAUGUUCGGCAAUUACAUUUACAACCUUUAGACAAUAUGCAGACUAAAUCUGAAUCAAAUAAAAUUAAAUUAAAUGUUAUAGAUUUGAUUAAUCACAAAUUUGUUCUCGAAAAUGUUAAAAGUUGUGAUACAAUUAGUCUCAUUAAGUGUAUGAUUGAAAUGAAAAGUGGAAUACCUCCGGAUCAACAACGUUUGAUUUAUAUUGGUACGCAACUCAAAGAUGACCGUACAAUUGCUUACUAUGAUAUCGAGGAUGGGGCAACUAUUCACCUUAUUUUACAUUUGCUAGGCUGUUGA